Messenger RNA from Dovyalis caffra, 720 nucleotides. The record is from the annotation of a GenBank genome assembly. Lineage: Eukaryota; Viridiplantae; Streptophyta; Magnoliopsida; Malpighiales; Salicaceae.
AUGUUUCAGAUUCAAUUUGUACUUCUCAUUAGUCGACAAGGAAAAGUCAGAUUGACAAAAUGGUAUUCACCUUAUACCCAAAAGGAAAGAAGUAAGGUCAUCCGUGAGCUCAGUGGAGUAAUUUUGACUCGAGGACCCAAGCUCUGUAAUUUUGUUGAAUGGAGAGGACUCAAAGUUGUCUAUAAAAGAUAUGCCAGCCUUUACUUCUGCAUGUGCAUUGAUCAAGAUGACAACGAAUUAGAGGUCCUUGAGAUAAUUCACCAUUUUGUUGAGAUUCUGGACCGAUACUUUGGCAGUGUCUGUGAGUUGGACUUGAUCUUCAACUUCCACAAGGCCUACUAUAUAUUGGAUGAGCUUUUGAUCGCUGGUGAACUUCAAGAGUCCAGCAAGAAAACAGUUGCCAGGCUAAUAGCUGCACAGGAUUCAUUGGUGGAGACUGCAAAAGAGCAGGCCAGUUCGAUAAGCAAUAUUAUUGCCCAGGCCACAAAGAUCAGUCGAGGUCUUGAUCCAGUGAAGAUGACUAACUCAAAUGUUCUGAAGAGUAUUAUAUCCACAGCAGAAAGUAGCCAACUGAAGGCUCUGACGCAUCAAAAUGAGAAAGGGGACAUACCACCAUAUACUUACAAUGAACUUCAGAGACUCACAGCAUACCUCAUAAAUGCAGGACCAGAAAUAAUACAACCUCUAGAGAAAUUGCCAAAUCCAGUAAGAUUAACAUAA